Molecule: messenger RNA, 495 nt
Organism: Cygnus atratus (black swan)
Lineage: Eukaryota; Metazoa; Chordata; Aves; Anseriformes; Anatidae
Gene: IFNG
Product: interferon gamma
Exons: 4
Coding region: 1-495 (164 amino acids)
Biological process (GO): immune response
Cellular component (GO): extracellular region
Molecular function (GO): type II interferon receptor binding
Source: RefSeq, a predicted model, not a curated record
AUGACUUGCCAGACCUACUGCUUGUUUGUUCUCUCUGUCAUCGUGAUUUAUUUUGGAUGUUCUGGAAGUGCUCUAUUUCUUAGUCAACUUCAGCAUGACAUAGACAAACUGAAAGCUGACUUUAACGCAAGUAAUUCAGAUGUAGCUGAUGGCAAUCCUGUUUUUAUAGAGAAACUGAAAAACUGGACAGAGAGGAAUGAAAAAAGGAUCAUACUGAGCCAGAUUGUUUCCCUGUACUUGGAAAUGUUAAAGAAAACUGACAUGUCAAAGCCACACAUCAAAAACCUUUCUGAGCAGCUCAGUACUCUGAGAGACACCCUUUCUGAUGACUAUAAGAAGUUCAAAGACCUUGUGGACCUGUCAAACCUUCAGCUGACUGGCUUGAAAAUCCAACGCAAGGCUGUGAGUGAGCUGUUCAGUGUCUUACAGAAACUGCUGGAGACUUCGACUCUCAAAAGGAAAAGGAGCCAGUCUCCAAAGAGAUGCAGAUGUUAA